Messenger RNA from Hemiscyllium ocellatum (epaulette shark), 4278 nucleotides. RefSeq names its product TANK-binding kinase 1 (gene tbk1). Lineage: Eukaryota; Metazoa; Chordata; Chondrichthyes; Orectolobiformes; Hemiscylliidae. Gene Ontology annotation, biological process: peptidyl-serine phosphorylation. Gene Ontology annotation, cellular component: cytoplasm. Bases 98 to 2290 code for a protein of 730 amino acids. Gene Ontology annotation, molecular function: protein serine/threonine kinase activity; ATP binding. The record is from RefSeq and is a predicted model, not a curated record. The transcript is spliced from 21 exons.
GGAAGCAGCGGGGAGGGGAGGAGCGGCGGAGCCCGGGAGCGGCCAGGACUCGGCACUUUCAGGUUUCCAAGCCCAAGAGUUUUCAGACGCUGCAGUCAUGCAAAGCACAUCGAACUACCUGUGGCUCAUCUCUGACAUCCUUGGGCAAGGAGCCACUGCUAAUGUCUAUCGUGGACGGCAUAAGAAAACCGGUGACCUGUAUGCUGUCAAAGUAUUCAACAACAUCAGCUUUCUGCGUCCGAUUGAAGUACAGAUGCGGGAGUUUGAGGUCCUCCGGAAAUUGAACCAUAAAAAUAUUGUGAAACUCUUUGCAGUAGAAGAGGAGGUCUCCAGCAGAAAUAAAGUACUCGUCAUGGAGUUUUGUUCAUGUGGAAGCCUGUACACUGUGCUGGAGGAGGCAGGCAAUGCAUUUGGCCUACCCGAAUCCGAGUUCCUGAUUGUAUUGCGAGAUGUGGUGGCAGGCAUGAACCACUUGCGAGAGAAUGGGAUAGUCCACAGGGACAUCAAGCCCGGAAAUAUCAUGCGUGUAAUCGGGGAGGAUGGACAGUCGGUUUACAAGCUCACUGACUUCGGAGCAGCCAGAGAAUUGGAGGAUGACGAACAGUUUGUCUCGCUUUAUGGAACUGAGGAGUAUUUACAUCCAGAUAUGUAUGAACGAGCAGUGUUAAGAAAACCUCAGCAGAAAAUGUAUGGAGCAACUGUCGAUCUCUGGAGCAUUGGGGUUACAUUUUACCACGCAGCAACUGGAAGUCUCCCAUUUCGACCUUACGAGGGACCCCGCAGGAACAAGGAAGUAAUGUACAAAAUAAUCACAGAAAAACCUCCAGGAACGAUAUCCGGAGUUCAGAAAUCAGAAAAUGGGCCAAUUGUUUGGCAUCAUGAGCUGCCACUGUCUUGCACCCUUUCCAGAGGCCUGCAGUCCCUGUUGACGCCUAUCCUGGCAAACAUUCUUGAAGCUGAUCAGGAGAAGUGCUGGGGUUUUGAUCAAUUUUUUGCAGAAACCAGUGAUGUUUUGCACAGGAUAGUGAUACACGUCUUCUCUCUGCAGCAAGUGACAUUGCACAAGAUUUACAUUCACAGCUACAACACCACUCAUCUAUUUGCUGACUUGGUCUAUAAACAGACGGAGAUUGCACCCCAUCUGCAAGAAUUGAUCUUUGAGGGCCAACACCUUGAACUGGAACCCAAUAUACAAGCUCACAAUUUCCCCAAAACCUCUGAGGAUAACCCUCUAAUACUUGUGAGCAGAGAGGUCGUGAGUGCAGUGGGAUUGAUCUACCAGGAACUCUCACUUCCAAAGUUACAUCCUCGUUAUGAUUUGGAUCUUGACGUGUCCUGCACAAAGGGUAUAACUGGCGUUGUCUGCCAAGCACAGAAAAUAGCCUCCAGACUUUUGCAGUACCAGGAGCUGGUGCGAAAAGGUGUUCGGUGGAUAAUUCGAAUCACCAUGGACAACUUUCGUGAAACUUUGCACAAGAAGACUGAAGUUAUUCUGAAGCUAAACUUCUGCAUGGCCACUGUUGAGAGAGCCAGGAAUAUAUACAACAGUUUGCAGCAGACAAACAUACUGUCAUCGGAAUUGGAAGAGAUACCAGAAAUUCACAACAAGCUUCUACGUUUGGCAGGAUCUAUGGAAUCCAUUAGCCAUGAUAUGAAGGAUAUUGAAGGCACGUUCUUACCUGGCAGUCAGUUGUCGGAUCAUUGGGCUUAUCAUGAAGGGACACAUCCUGAAGACAGAAAUAUUGAAAAGCUUCAGGUACUUCUGGACUUGAUAACUGAAAUCUAUCAUCAAUUCAAAAAGGAUAAAGCAUUGCACAAGCUGCCUUAUAACGAGGAGCAGAUUCACAAAUUUGACAAACAGAAGAUGUGGCUGUCUGCUUCAAAAGCCAUUUCCUUGUUCAGGGAUGAAUGUGUUGCAAAGUAUCAGGCAUUUCUAGAUGUGGCAGAUGACUGGAUGAAGAAGAUGCACUUUCUGAGAAAGCAGGUGUUGAGCAUUGCAAAUCAGUUUGGGAGCAUUGAGCAGGAGGUGUUCACGUACCAGGAACACAUGAAAAAGCUACAGGAGCUGCUUCCUCAGAAAGCACUCGCAGCAACAUACAGUGACUGGAAACCUCCUGGGACCCUUGGCUACCCAAGUCAGAAUACCUUGAUGGAAAUGACCAUUGGAAUGAAGAAACUGAAGGAAGAGAUGGAGGGAGUUGUUAAAGAGCUUGCUGAGAAUAAUCACAUCUUGGAAAGGUUUGGAGCUUUGACUGUGGACGGAGGAAUUCAGAACACCAAUCGUCUCUGAACUGGAAUGCGCAAUGUACCGUUCACCAGAAACCACUGUCCCUUCCAGUUAUCAGCCCUAGUGUACCCUGCUCUAAACCUUUUUGUUUUCGAAGACUGUGAAAGUUGAGCCUGAAAUGUACAUAGAAGCUGGGCUGAUUAUUUCCCCCUUUUUGUUAUGACCUUGGUGUAAUGUUUUUAUUCCAAUCCAUGCUGUCCACAUCAAAAUAAUAGCAAAAUCUUAUAACAGUGUUUCCCCUGUCCCCAAAUGUACUUGUUCUGCAGGGUGUGCUCUGCUUGUUAGUGACUUACAAAGAAAUGUCUUGUUCACUCUAUUUGGAACAGCUCCUGAUAAUUAUUUGACGCCGGUUUUGGUGAAAUGGCCUGAGGUGCCUCAUGGUGGUGGUCAGAGCUAAAUGGCAGGGGGAUGGAAGGAUUGAGGAAACUGGUCAGAAAUAUGGUUGAUAAACUGAGUUGAAGACCCCCCCCACUCCAGAGGUUGGGCAGGAGUGGGGUGGGGAAGAUGACAAAGGGUGCGUCACAGGUGCCCAUGUACACCCUCCACUUCUCUACCGAGUCCCUGCUGGGUGUUACCUGGUGCAAAGUCACCCUUGGACUUGCAGAACUGUCUAAUGGGGGCUAUGACUUUGAUACGUGCUUUUCAAACUUUUAACUCUUUGUUUAUUAAAUCUGUGGGGACGGGGCAAAGGAAUUAAUACUUAGGCGAUGCUCUGUCAUAUCUCCACAGACAGUAGCUUCACAUGAGACCAAUGUUGAAAGUGAUGAAAGCAGUUUGUUCACGUUGUUUAAUCUAUGAACCUGGAACCCAAGUGAUUAGUUGAAUGGCUGUUUGUCCUUUUCUAAAGAGUGUGAAUACAGCCCCUCUUGUUUGUAUAUAUGUAUAUAAUUGUAUGCAUAACCUACACCUUCUAUUGAAUAGAACAGAGUGCACAGAUGGAAGCUGAGCUUAUUUUAAAAGAAAUUGGAAAACUAAAGGUGUUAGUGAUUUUGUUUAAUUUCCCAGUUUGUGAAUGUGAUGUGAGCAUUACUGACCAAGCCUGCGUGUAUUGCUCAUCUCCAAUUACUCUGAAGGAGGUAAUGGUGAGCUUCUUGAGUCGCUGCAGUGUGUGUGUAGGCCUCUCAAAGGCCCUUGUGGUGAGAUUGCAGCAUUUUCAAUGAGCACCACACAAGGAGUUAACCACACAAGAAAGACAGAAAUGGCUGGAGAAACCCAGCAGGCCUGGCAGCAUCUGUGGAGAGAAAGCAGAGUUAACAUUGUGACCUUUCUUCAGAACCCUGGAGUUCCCAAAUUAAGGAGCUGGUGUUGAAGGAGCUUUGAUGAAGCCUGUUGAUGGAAGAUGUUGCACGUUGCUGCCAAUGAGCGCUGCUGGUGGAAGUGAGUGUUUGAGGAGGUGAAUUUGGUGCAGUUGUGUAGGUUGGGUCAUUUUUCACCUCUUGAGUGUUGUUGGAGCUACCCUCGUUCAGGCUAGUGGAGAGCAUUCCAUCACACUCCUGACCUGUGCCUUGUAGAGUCAGGAGGUAAGCCACUCGCUGUAGAAUUCCCAUCCUCUGCCCUGCUCGUGUAGUCACAGUAUUUAUAUGGCUGGUUUAUUUAAAUUUCUCAUUGUCAGUGACCCAGCAGGAUGUUUAUGUCAUGUAUUGUGUAACUGUAUAAACUAACUCUCGCUCACUGUUUAAAAAUACUGCCUAGUCUGUAUAAUGAGAUUGCACUCCUAGUGUAGUAAUAUUAAAAUAGUAUUUCCUGUUGUCUCUGUAAAUUACAUUAAAAAAAUAUAUUUUCAAACUCUUAUAGUCAAUGAUACAUUUGAAUUUGUUUAUGGGGCAAACUGCUGCCUGGAUAAAUUGACCAAAGGUAUUCUAAUGCUGACUGGAUAAAUACUGGAGCAAAUAAUAAAUAUUUUUGAUUUCGACAUGUGUAAGUCUCUUGUGAUACACUUGAGAGCUGCAGAAUUAAUCAAGGUUAUACUUUUAAUAAAGUACAGAAACAGA